AUGGAAGCGCAGCAGAGCGGGUCUCUGGGUAGAGUGCUGUUAGCAUCUGUCUCAAAUAUUCGUUAUCCUGUGGACUUAGAUUUAAUACAUCAUCUCUUCUCGCGCUACGGAACAGUAGAAAAGAUAGUUAGCUUCUACCGCACUCCAAGUUUAUAUCAAGCAUUGGUGCAGUUUGCUCGAGUUGAGCAUGCACAAGAAGCACUAUUACAUUUAAACAAUAGAAAUAUAUACGACGAUUGUAACACGUUACAGCUGCAAGCUUCGCGUUUGUCUGAAUUAGUAGUAAAAGCAAACUCAGCUAAGUCUUGGGAUUACACUCAAAGUGCUGCAGGGCCUGGAGCUUCAAGCUCAUCAUUAAUAGAGCAAUAUCCGUUUAAUCAUCAUCAGCAGCAGCAGCAGCAACAGCAGCAGCAGCAGCAACAACAACAACAACAGCCCCAGCAGCAUCUAUUACAAUCCCAAGCAGCAGCAGCAGCAGCAGCAGCAGCAGCAGCACCAAGAGCUCUAUAUACACCCUAUGGUGGACUAAGACCUUCUUUAACCCCCCCUCUUUGUUUUUCUCCUGAGAAGCUACCUCAAGAGUUGCGCGAUCUUAACUUUGAGUUUGCCAACCCUUCACAGACGCCUGUAAUUAUUGUUUAUAAUAUACCCUCAUCUGUCUCUAUUCAAAUGCUCUUUAAUUUAUCCAGCUUGUAUGGAGUUGUGCUUCGAGUUAAAAUAUUAAAAGAUAGGCCGGACACCGCAUUAAUACAAUAUGCACUUCCUUUCUACGCAACUAUCGCCCAGAGACUCAUGAUGGGAGUGUUGUGUGAGGGCCAGGAGCUGCAGGUAACGCUUAGCCGCAACAAAGAGGUUCGGCUGCCUUCAAGCACAGCAGCAGCAGCAGCAGCAGCAGCAGCAGCAGCAGGAGAUGCAGCAGCAGUGGAAGACGAGAAGAGGACAGUUGCCUUCACAAUGAAAGACCAAAGAUAUGGGGGAGAAGACGUAGACAAGUACCUGAAAGGUGCAUGCAGACCCACGCGAAUGGUUUUCGUCGCGAACUUGCAUGAAGAAGCAGCAGCUGAAGAUGUUGCUGCAUUGUUCAAACGAUUCGGCGAAGUAUUAAAGUUAACUUUCAAGAAGCCAAAGAACGAAGCCUCCAAGACAAAACUCUGCAUUAUGGAGCUCGAAACUGAAGAAAGAGCUCUGAGUGCUGUGAUGCAUUUGCAUAACUACGAGUUUAUGGGUCGAUCAUUAAAGGUGGCCUUCUCUAAGAGCGUCAUUUAA
Eimeria acervulina is the source of this 1266-nucleotide messenger RNA. RefSeq names its product polypyrimidine track-binding protein, putative. Gene Ontology annotation, molecular function: mRNA binding. Bases 1 to 1266 code for a protein of 421 amino acids. Gene Ontology annotation, biological process: regulation of RNA splicing. The record is from RefSeq and is a predicted model, not a curated record. The transcript has 6 exons. NCBI's taxonomy places the organism in Eukaryota, Apicomplexa, Conoidasida, Eucoccidiorida, Eimeriidae. Gene Ontology annotation, cellular component: nucleus.